AUGUCAGGUACAGAUGGCUAUGCGGUGUCCCGGACAAAUGCUGUUGAUGAAUUAUACCACCCGCCGGUGGCUGAACGGUUUCAGCAAAUGUUGUUUCAGCAGCAGCAGUUCAUGCAGAUGGCGGCGGCGGCAAAUGUUACUAACUUGGACCGUUUGACGGAAACUUUAACUAUAGUAAUUCCUUCACAGAAUUCAUCUGAGGUGAAUGCAAGCAGAUCGGAAAUGCAGGAAGUUGACUCAGUUCCUUUCUAUUACUUCGAGGAUUUUUGCGAAUCUCUUACAGUGUGGAGUCUGUGUGGAGUCGGGGUACCAUUUUUGUUAAAUGGACAAGAUCUAGUCACUCAGUAUUAUGUUCCGUAUUUGUCAGGCAUACAGUUGUAUGUAGACUCAUCGAAGCCUCUUUCAGAUCUUAGGAAACCAGGUGAGGAGAAAGCUGAAAUUUCUAGUUCACCUGGACGUCUCGUUUUGGACUAUAUGGAACAGGAAAAACCGUGGCUGCGCAAGCCGUUAAGUGAGCAGCUUGAAGCUCUGGCAUCCCAAUUUGAUCUGAAGCAGUGCAGGAGCUGUGAUCUCCUUCCUACUAGUUGGAUUUCUAUUGCCUGGUAUCCAAUUUAUAGAAUACCAGUCGGCCCAGUACUAGGGGAUCUGGAGGCAUCUUUUUUGACCUUCCAUUCCUUGUCAACACGAGUCGUGAAUGCUAGCAAGGACCGCGGCAUUGUUGAUUCUUCUUCGAAGAUCUCCUUGCCAGUCUUUGGCCUCGCUUCGUUCAAGUUAAGAGGUUCAAUUUUGAGUCCUCGGGAACCGCAUGAAUGCAAACAAGAAGGUUCUCUUUGGCAAGCUGCUGAAUCUUGGCUUCAGCAUUUGCGCGUUGGUCUCCCCGACUUCCAGUUUUACCGUGCUCGCUACCCUCGACAGAGAUGA
Molecule: messenger RNA, 921 nt
Organism: Fraxinus pennsylvanica
Lineage: Eukaryota; Viridiplantae; Streptophyta; Magnoliopsida; Lamiales; Oleaceae
Source: the annotation of a GenBank genome assembly